This is a messenger RNA of Juglans regia (Persian walnut), 1469 nucleotides long. RefSeq names its product protein SGT1 homolog. The coding region runs from base 133 to 1212 and encodes 359 amino acids. The transcript has 10 exons. The record is from RefSeq and is a predicted model, not a curated record. NCBI's taxonomy places the organism in Eukaryota, Viridiplantae, Streptophyta, Magnoliopsida, Fagales, Juglandaceae. Gene Ontology annotation, molecular function: protein-folding chaperone binding. Gene Ontology annotation, biological process: defense response to fungus; protein stabilization. Gene Ontology annotation, cellular component: nucleus; cytoplasm.
UUCCAUUUAAAGGGUUACGUUACGCAGACUCGCCUGUACAAGUCAAUCCGUGUUCUUCUCCCCUUCCUUUCCCUUCCUGCAAAUCUAAUCGUCUCUUCAAUUCUCUCUCUCUCUGUCUCUGCGUCACCGUCCAUGGAGUCCGAUCUCGAAACCAAGGCGAAGGAAGCCUUCAUCGACGACCACUUCGAGCUGGCCGAGCAGCUCUACUCCCAGGCCAUCGCUCUCAACCCUACCCGGGCCGAGCUUUUCGCCGACCGCGCCCAGGCCAACCUCAAACUCAACAACUUCACUGAGGCUGUUGCUGAUGCAAACAAAGCAAUUGAAAUGAACCCUUUGUUGGCAAGAGCGUACUUGCGUAAAGGCUCUGCAUGCUUCAACCUUGAAGAAUAUCAGACUGCAAAAGCAGCAUUGGAAACCGGUGCAUCUUUGGCCCCUGAAGAUUCAAGAUUCACCAAUUUACUCAAAGAAUGUGAUCAGUUGAUUGCAAAGGAAACUGUUGAUAUACCAAAGCACUCAUCGGAGAAAACCACCUCAACAAAUGUAUCUUCAGAAAGUUUUCAGCCUGUGGAUGACCUUUCCAAUCAGGUGACACAAACACCAGCCAAACCAAAAUACAGGCAUGAAUUCUACCAGAAGCCAGAGGAAGUGGUGGUGACUAUCUUUGCCAAGGGCAUACCUGCUAAAAAUGUUUCUGUUGACUUUGGUGAACAAAUACUUAGUGUUAGCAUUGAUGUUCCUGGUGAAGAUGUGUAUCAUUUUCAACCUCGCUUAUUUGGAAAGAUAAUACCUUCCAACUGUAGGUAUGUUGUUUUGUCUACCAAAGUUGAAGUUCGCCUCGCCAAAGCUGAACCAAUAAAUUGGACAGCUCUUGAAUUCAGCAAUACAAAUAUAGUUCCACAAAGGGUAAAUGCCUCAGUUAUUGGAUCUCAAAGACCAACUUACCCAUCCUCAAAACCAAAAAAGGAUUGGGAUAAGAUCGAAGCAGACGUGAAGAAGGAGGAGAAAGAUGAAAAGCUUGAUGGUGAUGCAGCUUUAAACAAAUUUUUCCAAAACAUAUACGCAGAUGCUGAUGAGGACACCAAAAGAGCCAUGAAAAAAUCAUUUGUUGAGUCAAAUGGGACGGUGCUCUCCACGAACUGGAAGGAAGUGGGUUCAAAGAAGGUGGAGGGAAGCCCUCCUGAUGGUAUGGAGAUGAGGAGAUGGGAGUACUAAGACUGGUUGUCAAAUCAGAUAUAUUGUAAUUUGGUGGGGGUGUGCGAUCAUGCUGCUUGAACCUUUUUUAAGUUCUCUUUUUUCAAGCUUUAGUUGAUGUGAUUGUGUCGGCGUCACAUGAAUCCCAAGUAACUGCUGGAACAGGAGGAAGGAAACUCAUCAUUCUCGUUUUAUUUUUCCCUUUUGGUGUGCGUGCCGUGUUUAUGUAAGAGAUUAUCUUCAUGUAAUUUGAGUAUCGGAACCCUUUUGCCCGUCUA